GCAACAAUAACGGUUAAAUCAAAACGAUCAAAACUGCUCAAAACAAUCGAUGAAAUGGACAUUAGCGAGGUAGCAUCACACAAUAACUCAGUUAUUACAACUGGUGUUGCAAAAUGCAACAAAAAAAAUAUGUCAGCCGAUGAAGUCUCUUUGCUUCGAGACUUACAAAGAGCCAUAUUGGAAACAACAGAAGAAAAUGCUGCAUAUACAAAGGAGAUGGCAACUUUAUCAGCUAAAUUAAAUCUUGAUGUCAAGACAUUACCUAACGACAUAAAAGAAGAUUUAGAGACAGUAUCUUCGAUUCUAAAAGCUGAAAAGCUGUUCGAAUUUGAUGAAAUGACAUUGCAGGUAGUUAAAGAACGAAAGAUUAUAGAGGAAAAAAAAUGGGAGCGAGAACAGAAGCAGAUGUCCAUACAGUACGAUAAAUUAUUUAGAAAUUGUACAAAGUUACAAACAAAGCUUGAUCAUCUUCAAGAUGCGGUCGAUUCUCUCAAGAACUCUAUUGACGUUACAGAGGAGGAUAAGAAUGAUAUGUAUUGUAAUAAGGUUUUUCUGUCUACAAAAUUAAAGGAGUAUCAGCAAGCUGUAGAGAAAUUGGAAACAGAUUUAAGCAAGAUGCAAGUUGACGAAUUUUAUUCGGAAAAAAUAUUGAACAAGUUUAAAUUGUACCUGGAAAAGACAAGCAGAUUAGCAGAUCUCAAUCAAUCGCUUGCUAAAUACGAGAAUUUACCACCAAACUUGCUGCAAGCUAAAUUACUGUUAGAAAGUAAAAGGAAAGAGUAUGAAGAGUUAGAACAGAUAUUUUUAGAAAAGACUCAGUAA
This is a messenger RNA of Cyphomyrmex costatus, 822 nucleotides long. RefSeq lists its product as uncharacterized. Lineage: Eukaryota; Metazoa; Arthropoda; Insecta; Hymenoptera; Formicidae. The coding region runs from base 55 to 822 and encodes 255 amino acids. The record is from RefSeq and is a predicted model, not a curated record. The transcript is spliced from 2 exons.